This is a messenger RNA of Suillus subaureus, 609 nucleotides long. RefSeq lists its product as uncharacterized. The transcript has 6 exons. The coding region runs from base 1 to 609 and encodes 202 amino acids. Lineage: Eukaryota; Fungi; Basidiomycota; Agaricomycetes; Boletales; Suillaceae. The record is from RefSeq and is a predicted model, not a curated record.
AUGCCGCGUAUUCGGGCACUGUUGAUCUACACGGACCCCGAGUCACUAGUAAGGGAACUGAACAUCCAAGCAUUCGUUAACGACCCGCCAAGAAUCGUUCUUCAUAUCUUGCUGCUCAUACAGAAAGCUCCGAGAAUGGUAGACUUGCAAUGGGGAGACGCAAGGUGUGAUCGGGAUUUUCAACAAUUGGUUUCAUUCAAAAUACAAACUUGGGAGAACUGGAAGUGGUUGUCAGCGUCUGUUCCUGAGACUUCUGCGCAGCUGUUCAAGGGUGUUUUCUCCCGGUUGGAGAUUACCCUGAAGCAGCCUCAGGCAGAGCCGCCGGGAGUCAAAUUGCUAUCACAAAUAAGGUCAACCCCUCGGCCCUCCGGGUCGGUGGUGUUGUGUUUGAAUUCGGCGACAAUAUUGAGAGCAUUGACUUCAGUGUUUCGCGUGUCAAUCAGCUCGACAAUAAUACGGAAUUUGCAGCAAUUCAAUUGGUAUAAGUGUAAAGAACACUAUAAGACCAUCACGUUCAACUCGUCACGUUUCACUGCCGUGCAGCGCAAGUAUUGGGUCGCGACCGACGGCUCGGGCGACCACCCGACUGGCCAUACCGGGGCAACAUGA